AUUGCUAAUUAAAUCAUAUUUUUAAAUGUUACUAAUUUGCAUAAAAACUAUUAAAUGUUGACAUGCAUUCCAAGUUAAAAUGGACUAUAUCUGGAAAUUUGUGAUUGUGUGUAUCGCGUUACAUCAAGUAUAUUGUUAUCGUAAGCUACUGUGUGAAAAUGAAACCGGAAGUAUAAGAUGUGGAAAGGGGGAAACAAUCCGUAUAAUCCGCGGGAAAUAUGGUCGUUCAGAUGCAGUCACUUGUUGGUCAAAAGAAGGCCAAUUAGGAACUUGUGUUUCGGAGGAUUCGUUGGUGAAGAUAUACGAUCUAUGUAAUAGGAAUAACAACUGUAUAUUAACUGCCUCGGGUGGAGUCUUUGGUAGUGCAUGCUCAAACUCAAGUAGUUAUUUGGAAAUUGAAUAUUUCUGUGAAGGAACUGUUACUGUAUGUGAAGGUAACGUCACAACGAUUGACUGCCCUGACCUCGGAAGGAUGUCAAUUAUAAAUGCUAAUUAUGGGCGGAGGAAUACAGUCACGUGUCCACAUGGACUCAUUCGACAUAACUAUUGUUUGACAAAGUUCUCGGUUGAUGUGUUAUUCAAUGUAUGUGAAAACAAACCGUCUUGUAGAUUUGAUGCUUCAAGUGUUGUGUUCGGUGAUCCGUGUCCUCCUACAUUUAAAUACCUUGAAGCUAUUUAUAGAUGUUUGUAAGAAAAGACCUUUUGAGCCCCUCUAUUGACGGAAU
Molecule: messenger RNA, 725 nt
Organism: Mytilus trossulus (common blue mussel)
Lineage: Eukaryota; Metazoa; Mollusca; Bivalvia; Mytilida; Mytilidae
Product: L-rhamnose-binding lectin CSL3-like
Exons: 3
Coding region: 80-691 (203 amino acids)
Molecular function (GO): carbohydrate binding
Source: RefSeq, a predicted model, not a curated record